UCGACGGUGAACGAGGAUGAAGUGGAAUUCAUAACCCUCCUAUAUCACCAAUUGGCCAUGCGCUAUCCAGAACUCAAAUCUAGUUCUCAAGUAGCUGUUAUAUCACCAUACAGGGGUCAGGUGAAACUCCUGAAGGACCAUUUCCGGUCGACCUUUGGCGACCAAUCAAAGGAAGUUAUAGAUGUAAACAGCGUUGAUGGAUUCCAGGGCCGUGAAAAGGAACUUGUCAUUUUCUCAUGUGUUCGAUGCAAUAAGGAGCAAAAUAUUGGGUUUGUUUCUGAUUUUCGGCGAAUGAAUGUUGCCAUCACCAGAGCUAGAUCUGCUGUACUAGUAAUAGGUUCCGCUUCAACAUUGAAGAAAGAUAAACACUGGACCAACCUUGUUGAGAGUGCCAAAGAGCGAAACCGUUAUUUCAAGGUGCCAAAGCCAUUCACUGCGUUCUUCACCGAGGAUAGUUUCAAAUCCAUGAAGGUGGAAAGACCUGUUCCAGACGCGAGGAUAUCACAGGCAGUAGAAGCCAUCAAUGAAGUGGUUGCAAGGCCAGAAGUGAUGGACGCAGACGAUGCUGGGGACCAUCAAGCGGAUGGAGAUGAUUAUGACGCCAUGGAGGCUGACGAUGGAGGAGGUGGUGAUGAUUAAUUGUUGCCUGCAAUGUAUUGCUGGAGGGGGAGCUUUAUCAGAGGCCAGGUACAUAACAUAGAAGAGCAAAAAGCUUUGCAAGUUAGAAAUUCUGCUAUCCUUAGCAAAUUUUAGGGGGAAGAGGCUGGUGCAUGCCUGCCUUGCCCGACGAAUCAUCUACACGGACUCCAUUCAUACAUUAUGGA
This is a messenger RNA of Triticum dicoccoides, 824 nucleotides long. Its product is annotated as probable helicase MAGATAMA 3. Lineage: Eukaryota; Viridiplantae; Streptophyta; Magnoliopsida; Poales; Poaceae. The transcript is spliced from 4 exons. The record is from RefSeq and is a predicted model, not a curated record. The annotation marks the transcript as partial.